Molecule: messenger RNA, 540 nt
Organism: Rodentolepis nana
Lineage: Eukaryota; Metazoa; Platyhelminthes; Cestoda; Cyclophyllidea; Hymenolepididae
Source: the annotation of a GenBank genome assembly
AUUAUUAAUGAGGACGUUUUUAUUAUUUCCGUUAUUCCACUAUCCUCGAGUGCAAAUUUCUCCAUUGCAGAAAUUCAAACGAAAUCUGAGGAUCUUGGCCGUAUCAUUAAAUCUCCACUUCAAAUUGUUGGCUGGUAUCACUCCCACAAUGAACUUGGACUAACGUUAACGGAAGAAGAUGUAGAAUUUCAUUUAGCAUUUCAAGCUAGAUUCCCUAAUUCUAUCGCAUUUUUGACUCUCUUUGGAAAAACCUCAACUGACCCCAAGGUAAUGACAACUUCAUUUGGAGCUUUCCGUUGUGGAUUAAAUGAUCAGCCCGUUCAACUUCAAUGUGCUGUCAGACCACUUAAACAUAAUGCUUCAUCAGAUAAAUUCUACACCGCUUCGUGUAUAGCAUUUGAUGACAUUUUCGAAAUCGUUCGAGAAAAGCUGGCUUCUCUUGAUAUGACUGAAGUUAAUGAAUUAGACUUUGGACUCCUUCAGCCCUACUUGAAUUCAAUUGAGUUGAUGAUCACAUCCGCAGAAUAUCUUUGCUUGUAA